This is a messenger RNA of Scutellospora calospora, 1338 nucleotides long. The record is from the annotation of a GenBank genome assembly. Lineage: Eukaryota; Fungi; Glomeromycota; Glomeromycetes; Diversisporales; Gigasporaceae.
AUGAAAACCUUAAUAACACUUCAUAAUUUUGACUAUAUAAUCGAAGUAGUUAAAUCUGAAUCAGAAUAUGGGCCAGCACCUGAGUAUUUGUGUAAAUGUAAUGAUAUUCAAAGUGAAGUUUUUUUGUCACCUACGAAUGCAAUAUCAAGUGUUUAUCAAAAAAUAAUGAAUACUGCAACGAAAUUUUUAGGUCCAGCAAUAAUGGAAUUCGAUAAUUCAACUAUAUCUAAUAUUUUAAUUCAAGAUUUUCCCUUUCAAGUAUAUGCACUUAGUUUAGAAAAGUUACGAAUUUGGAUACUUGGUAUAGAAAAGUCAAAUAAAAGUGAAUGGAACUAUGCUGGAACUGAAUUUGAUGACGAAGAAUGCAAACUUACAAUUUAUAAUAAGCAAAUGAUAGUUUCAAAAACUUUUACUAAUAUUAAUCCUGAUCAAUUAUGGAGCCAAGUUAAUUGUUUACAACAAUAUAAUGGGAAAAAACUUUUUAGGUUAGAAGAACCCUAUAUGCAAAACCUAAUUCAGUCUAUUAAAAUACUCACCUGUACGUUAGAUAAAUGGAAUAAUAGUCAAAUAAUGGAAUGUGUUUUUAAUUAUCAUCUAAAAUGUAGAAUUUUGACUCAUAAAGCUAUGUUAAAAGCUGUAGGAUAUACGGAAAUAACACUAUUUAGUAAAGAUCAAUCAGAAUUUAUAUUUUGGUCAAGAUCGCAUAAUCCUGAAAUCGACAAAACUAAUUUAGAAUUAUUGUAUAAGCAAAGAUUUUUAAAUCCAAUACCAUCUAAUUUCAAAAAUCAUACCACAACUUUUUGGGAAAGUUUUCGUCAAACGUUAGAUAAAAACAAACGUAGAUUUAAUGGAAAAACACGAAUACUAUCGAUUAUUGCUGAUAAUUUUACCUAUAAUGAAAUUAAAACCAAUUUAAAUGUAUCUAAUGAUGCAAUUUGCUAUGCAUACAGGCAUGCUAGACUUAAUGGUCCUGGAUGUGCUAUAUUAAAUAAGCCAAUUAUUACACGCCAAAAAAUUUCAGUUGAAAAACAGCAGGCUUUAGAUGCAUUUUUAAUGGAUAAAGCACAUGUUGUUAUGAGCUCAUAUAAAACUGAUACUGCAACAAAUGAACCAGUACAUUAUCUAAAACAUACCAAAAAAGCUCUCUGGGAAAAAUUUCAUGAACAAUAUCCUGAUAGAAUUAAGCGCACAAGUUUUUAUAAAAAACUAGAAGGUAAUAAAUAUACUUAUCGUGAGGAUUUGGGAGGAUUAUAUCAUACUUGUCAACAGUAUGGAUAUGAAAUAUUUUCUGAUCUUACUAAGUUUAUUGAUAAAUAUGUAAUACAAUUAUUAGAAAAG